AGAGCAGUUUACUGCCAUGAUGAGCACACGUUAAAGACAUUGACCUCAACAGUUCCGCCUGGAUACCUCUGCCAGGCCAAAAUGCCUGGGCUGACCAUUGCCAAACAAAGCCACAAAUAUUCUCCUGACGCUGACACGAGCCAGACGCUUUGUUUGGAAAACCUGGCCUCGUCCGUCCAUCUUUGUCAGUUAAAAACGAGUGUCUCUCUGCGCGCUUGCUGAUUAGCUCUAUCCCUAAAGUGCAUUUGAUGGACUUCCCUGAAUGAGGUGAUCUCAUCGCUUAAUUACCACUUAAGCACAGUAAAAAGGACACAUCCCCACGCUGGUGUGUUCUGUAGUCUCCUAUCAUCUACUGUAAAAAGAAAAUCUGACAUGGACAGGCAGAGCUGACAAUCACAUUAAAAUUAUGAUGGGAAUAAAAAGAAUUUAAGAUGAUACAAAGAGCUAAUUCAGAUGUCACGGCACAGGAAUGCGACUCCCCAGAAUGUUUUUAUUUUUAAAUGUUCAGCUUUGUUACCUGGAAACCUAGUCCUGAACAAGGAUAAUAUUGUCAAUGCGUCCGCUUCCACUUUACCCAUCUAUUUUGAGGACCAUUACACCAACGGAGAACAUUACUGUGGUUUUCCCUGUCAUUAACUGGCAUUUAAUUUCGUAUACCCGAUGCCCCCUCAAUUCUCAUUCAUUGCCAGACUUUUUUUCUGCAGGAGAGGGCAUAUUGGGGGCAGUACUUCUCCCCUUUGUUCUUUAGCUCACUCCUUAAGAUUCAGACUUUGCUGUAUGAAUGUGCACGUAACUGGAAAUGGGACAAUGACUGAAUGCGCCUGGUUAUUCUAAUACAAAACAUAAAUUACAUUAAUGGGGGAUAACGGAUGAAAGCAAUAUAGUGUGGAACACAUGCACAUUUAAACACAAUACAGACUAGACUAGCAUCAUCUUUUUAGGGUAAAUACACGAAACAGCCUAGCCUGCCUAGCACCACGUCCAAACCCGCAAUCGCUUGACCCGACUCUGCCCUUAUUCCUUACAUCACUGAACUACUCAGAAAAUGGAAAAUACAGACAAAAGCACCGCCAUGAGCAUAUCUAGAGCACUUUAACACAGCACAGACACAUAAUAUCAAUUAAGGUAUUGCACAAAAAGUUUUCUAUAUACUUAUAUAUGGAAACUGAGUAACUAAGUUGGCUUUAAAAUCCAAUUAAAACACGAAUGGCAAACUUAAUCAACUUGAUUUCGUUUCCUGUGAUGGGAAACGUAUCUACUUUUCUCCCAUUUUUUUCCCCUUUUGUCAGUGUCCACCUCUCGUAGUAGUUAGACGACAGGGAGUGGUGGAGAUGAGGAGAGACCGCAGUGAGGAAAAGGCGAAGGAUUGAAGGGAAAUUGAUGCAGCCUUCUGGGAAGGUGCGGGGUAAAGGAGGGGGGACAGGGCUCUGGGGAAUGACAUCAUGGGAGUGACUGGGUGGGCGAGAGCGAGGCUCGCUCUCACCUGCGCUACAAAUAGCUGCAUGCGAGCAGCUUGUCCCCACACACCUGGCCACACCUGGACUGAACCCGCUGCAUACUGACAGGCCACCGUACCCAUGUCUCCUAGUAAAAUCGUGACGCCUGGCCUUCUCCUCCUGGUGUUGCCUCUCUUCUUCCUGAUGCUGCUGGCACCCAUGGGCUGGAGCUAUGAUGGACUGAGUCCAGGCUGCCAUCUCUAUCCAUUCAAUGUGACGAUCCGCAGUGACCGGCGGGGGACGUGUCGAGGGACCCACAUGGUGUACGCCUGCGUGGGUUACUGCGAGUCCAGUGCCUUCCCCUCACGCUACGCAGUGCUGGUGGCCUCCAACUUCACCCACAACAUCACCUCUGCUUCACGCUGCUGCGCCAUCAGCAAGGACACCAAGGUCAGGGUGCGCCUGGACUGCCCUCACGGCCAUCACCAUGACGACAUCGAGAUCCUGAGUGCACGGGCCUGUCGCUGUGACAUGUGCCGCAAGUCACGCUACUGACACUUACAGCUGACACCGUGUCACUCUGUCACCCUACGUGACAUCGGCGGGCAAAGCAAAAGCAGACACCAAACCCCAACAACCUGCGCUAGUGGGUCUUCUUCCCUGCCAAGAUAAUGUCUACACAGGUUUUCACUCACGUUAGUGCUACGUUGAACUAAUUAACUGCCUAGCUUUAUAAACUUAGCCUUCUCAUUACAUACUGACAGUCAGGCACGGUUUAGUAUGAAAAGGUCCUGAAAAAUGUGUAGAUGCAGCAUUUGCAGGAUUCUGUACAAGGAUAGAGUGAGACACAGAGGACAGGGUGAGCUAAUAUAAAAAGCAAGAUUACAUUUUUUUUUAUUCAUGUUAAUUCAGUUUUUUUGUAACAGUGCAUAUGUGUGAAUACAUAUACAGAACAGCCAUCCCAUAAGAGCUUUGGUGUUACACACUGAGCUGGGCGUGCAGGUGCCUCUGGCUACCAGAGCAUCAGAGAUACCCAGCAGACACGCCAUGUCUGCCCUGUUCUCCCAACUCUGCUGUCCAUCUCAUUCCACUGCCCGAUGUCAUCAGUGACGGAAGAAUGUGUGCACUUUACAUUUAUAAGCGUAACAUUUUGAGGACUCUUAAGUGCCAAAGAUAUGCUGUUAACCGAAAUGAGAGUCAAAUCUAGAUCUUUGAUAGGCACAAGAGAUGGGACUGAUCAGUGGGGCUACACACUGUAAUUGGGAGUUUGCAGGACUCUCUGCUGCCCUCUAUGUGUGCUGUAAUCACUGCACUGUGUAAAAUAAAAGCUUAUUUGUCA
Paramormyrops kingsleyae is the source of this 2775-nucleotide messenger RNA. RefSeq names its product glycoprotein hormone subunit alpha 2 (gene gpha2). Gene Ontology annotation, biological process: cell surface receptor signaling pathway. The record is from RefSeq and is a predicted model, not a curated record. NCBI's taxonomy places the organism in Eukaryota, Metazoa, Chordata, Actinopteri, Osteoglossiformes, Mormyridae. Gene Ontology annotation, cellular component: extracellular region. Gene Ontology annotation, molecular function: hormone receptor binding; hormone activity.